Xenia sp. Carnegie-2017 is the source of this 1952-nucleotide messenger RNA. Its product is annotated as spermatocyte protein spe-26-like. NCBI's taxonomy places the organism in Eukaryota, Metazoa, Cnidaria, Anthozoa, Malacalcyonacea, Xeniidae. The transcript is spliced from 2 exons. The coding region runs from base 167 to 1804 and encodes 545 amino acids. Gene Ontology annotation, molecular function: protein binding. The record is from RefSeq and is a predicted model, not a curated record.
UUUCUAAAACUAGGCGUUGUUAUUCUUCGCUCUCAACUUCCGUGUUUAUCAAACGUCGACUGCAAAUUUCAACGUAUAUUCUAGCUUUACCUUGUAGAGAUAAACAAAUAAUUUCGUCACUUUUUAAAUUAAUCUUAACACUGAAUUAUACGGGAAGACGAAUGAAAUGGCUUACCGUCCUAAUGAUUUUGAAUGUGGCUAUGAUGAAUCGAGAUUUAAGAAUGCUGUUGAUGAAAAUUUUCGCUGUGCAAUUUGUCUUAAUGUUAUGAAAGAUGCCAGAAUGUGCCAUAAUCAACACAGUUUUUGUCGUGGAUGUAUUGAAGAACAUCUACGAGUUAAUGCACAAAGAUGUCCUCAAUGUCAAGACCGUUUAACUGUAGCUACGCUUCAUCCAGUGCGUGUUAUAAAUAAUAUGAUUUCUAAGUUAAAGAUCAACUGCGACUACGCUAUUCGUGGUUGCAAAGAAUUUAUAAAUGUUGAAGAUUUAGAAAGACAUGUUGAAAAUUGUGGCUUUGCUCCAGUUUUGUGUUCUAAUGAAGGUUGUGGUCUGGAAGUAAACAAACAAGACAAGAUUAAACAUGAAACUGAGUUAUGUGAAUACAGAAAGAUUCCUUCUCACGAUUUUGCGGAGAUAAAAGAAAUGUUUCAACAAAGUUUUGAGAAUCAAGUAAAAAUACCAAUUGAUAAAAUAAAUGGAAAAAUGGAACAAGUUAAAGCUGAAAUGGAUAAAAAACUUUUUGAUGUAUGUGGUCUGUCUACGAAAAUACAGAAAGAAAUGAUGGAAUCAAGGAAAGAAAUAAGACAUAUUCAACAAAAUCUUUCUACAGUGACCAAAGAAAUUAAAGAAAUGAAAGUCAUGAUGUUUCAAAUAUUGGGAAAAAUGACUAAAAAUGAAGAUAUUUUGAUUGCUGGAGGUGACUCGCAUGGUUCCUCAAAGAGUGCUGAAAUAUUUUCAUGGAAGGAGAAGAAAUGGUUUGAGAUUGCAUCAAUGGAAAAUAAACACAGUGAGGCUUCAUCAUUUAUUUAUAAUGAUAAUUUAUUUGUUGCUGGAGGAGGGUUUACAUGGUCAAUGGAGGCGUUGAAUAUACAACAGUCACCUUUGACAUGGAGAAAACUUUCCACAGAUCAUUGUAGUGCAUAUAUGUGUCAUCAAACUGUUGUUUAUAAACAACAAAUCUUUCUCAUUGGAGGACGAAAAUCUUACCUUUAUUCUUCAGAUUUGAUCAGUGAAAUAAAGAUUACUGGUACAACAUCUCAUGUUUUAAAAGAGUUGUGUCAUAUGCCUGAACCACGUUGGAGCCAUGGAGCUGUUGUUGUUGAUGAUAAAGUUCUUAUUUUUGGAGGAGAGGGAAAAAAGGGAAAAGAUUGCAAAGUUUUGUCCAGUGUUUUGAAGUUUGAUCCAAGGACUCUUACAUUUAAGGAAAUGCCUCCAUUACCUUAUCCAUUGACUAAAAUGGCAACAGUUCAAUGGAGAGAUCAAGUUGUUCUUCUUGGAGGUUAUGAUGGAAGAAAAAGUUUGAACAGUGUUAUCAUGUAUAACUGUAAUACAGGAAAGAUUACAGUCUUACCAUCCAUGUUGGAAAAGAGAUCCAAUUAUUGUGCAGUUAUAACUGGUGAUACAAUUGUUGUCAUGGGAGGUGAGAUUGAUGAACGUAAAUAUCUUAAAUCAGUGGAGUGUUUUGAAAUGGGAAGUAGUUCUUCAUGGACAUAUCUUCCUUCAAUGAAUGAAUCACGAUAUAAAGCUAUUGCUGAAGUUUUACCUUUUGGACAAAUUAUGUAUAAGUACAAAAUAUUCUGUUAUUAAUCAGAUCAUUAUAACUCAGCAAAACUUUUUAAUAUUAAGUUGAACAGUGAAUAUUUAAAGUUAAAUAUGUAAACCUUCAAUGUUCUUAUAGCCUUUGAUUAUUAUUUUUAACUAUCCAAGAAAUAAAUGACUUUAGUAUUUUACUAAA